AUGCUUUCGAUUCAUACCUAUCGUCAAUCAUCAAAGAAAACUGCAAUUGAUUACGCAGCAGCACAGUUUUCAAACAAGAAAAAGUUUGAUCGGCAGCUUGACCCUCUGGCUACAUCAAAAGAAGAAGAGUUGUCUUCGGAUGAAACUGUGGUUAUGAUUCCAGUUGAAGAUGUUAUCAAUAUCUACUAUACAUCUGAUAUUAAGAAGAGUGUUAAAGCAGAGGAGCAUUCACGUCUUGUGCCCGUAGUUGCAGAAAAAGGAUGUUGUGGUGACUGCUGUAAAAAAGCUCAGGAACCGGUACGUCAAACUGAAAUUAUUGAAGAGAAGAAUGCACAGCGGGUUAUUACAAUACAUCUUCAGUAUUCAAAGUACAGUAAUCUGGAUACGGUAUCAAAUGCACGUAUUCUUCCUGAAUCAGAUCGUGCAGAAUUCUACAAGAAUCAAUUCCAGCCGAAUACAGAAUUGAAAUUCUAUCUAGUUCGAAAUGCGGAGUAUGAUUCAGCUAACUUUGAUCAGAAGAAAGUGCAAGCUGAAAAUCUUUGCCGUAUUAUCAUGCAGCUGAAGGGAAUGAAUGGUGGUGUUACUGGUAGUAGUCUGCGUCUUCUUACGAAAGAGAACGUGGUAGUUCCUGCUGCUAUAUCCUAUCCAAGUCCACAAGAGCUUCAACAAAUACUGAAUCUGCCGUACUCUGGUAUCUUUGGUGAUUUACAUCAGGAACGUUUACAUUCAAUUCAGACACAGCAUGAUUUCGGAACACAUGUAGCAGUACCGAUAACGACAACGGUUCUAGCAUCAAUAGAAAUGCGACCAACAGAUACAGCAGCAGCAAAAAAUGAUUCAUAA
Didymodactylos carnosus is the source of this 843-nucleotide messenger RNA. The record is from the annotation of a GenBank genome assembly. NCBI's taxonomy places the organism in Eukaryota, Metazoa, Rotifera, Eurotatoria, Philodinida, Philodinidae.